AUGUUGAACAGAGUUUCAAGGCGUUGCUUUUGCACUGCUGCUGCUGCUCCCACAACACUAUUGCCAUGGCUCUUUGUUGGGUUGGGAAAUCCCGGCGAGAAAUUCAAAGGAACUCGACACAAUGUGGGUUUUGAGAUGAUUGAUGCAUUUGCUGAGUCACUAGGGAUUUCUAUGAAUAAACCGCUUUGUAAAGCUCUUUUUGGAGAAGGUUUUGUUGGUGAAGCACCUGUUCUUCUUGCGAAGCCUCAAACUUACAUGAAUCUGAGUGGUGAAUCAGCGGGACCCCUUGCUGCUUACUAUAAGUUACCUCUUAAUCGUGUAAUUGUGUUUCAUGAUGACUUGGAGUUGCCAUGUGGGGUGCUUCGACUUCAAGAGAAAGGAGGUCAUGGAUGCCACAAAGGUUUGAAGAGCGUGAUCAAUCAUUUCCGAGGGAACAGAGAAUUUGCUCGGCUAAGAAUUGGAAUUGGGAGGCCUCCUGGUCAAAUGGAUCCCAAAGCUUACCUGCUGCAGAAGUUCAAUGCAACAGCUCGAGAACGAAUUGAUGCUGCAUUACCAGAGGGGGUUGUUGCAUUAAGGUGCAUCUUAUUUGAAGGCUUGACCGGAACUGCAAGAUGGUUCAACCAAGAACAGAAAUACAAGUAUUUAAGAUCAGAAACUGUCUUGACAUAA
This is a messenger RNA of Dovyalis caffra, 669 nucleotides long. The record is from the annotation of a GenBank genome assembly. NCBI's taxonomy places the organism in Eukaryota, Viridiplantae, Streptophyta, Magnoliopsida, Malpighiales, Salicaceae.